CGGAUCGCUGUUUGCAACAGUGAGGGAGAAUCGAAACUCAGGGAACACUGACCAUCACCUGGACAAAUAACCACAGCUUCAGCACACUACAGGUUACACAGAGUGUAUUUAUAGUCGCUAAAUGUAUUUAAAAACGGACCUGCUGUUUCUCGACCGACGCUGACUGAACAGGAAGCAACCCGAUGUCUUGACUGCACUGAGAAGGAUAAAAAGGGUCGCAUGUGGGUUGCCAGAAACGAUACAAAGCUGCUAACUUAAAAGACAUUUUUUUUUACUUCCAUGAUUUUUUUUUACUGUGUAUUGUGGGAAAUUAUCCUUCAAUUUGAAACUGCCGCUGCUGCUCUGACGGCACUGCCUCCACAAUUCAGUUUACCAGCUUAUUUCCACCAACCACCUGUUUUCCGGAUAUCCGAGAUCUUUUUCAGGACUAAUCAUAGAGUAUGGUGAUCCUUUUUGCAUAAGCAGAGGACAUACUUUUGAAAAUAAACAUGAGUAAAAACGUAUCUGAGGUGGAGGACCACAUUUCUCUGAAGUAUGAAAUCAAGAAGAGACUUGGAAAGGGGGCUUAUGGCAUUGUAUGGAAAGCAGUUGACAGACAGACAGGUGAGAUCGUGGCUGUGAAGAAGAUCUUUGACGCCUUCAGGAACAGGACAGAUGCCCAGCGGACAUUCAGGGAAAUCAUGUUCCUUCAGGAGUUUGGAGAUCAUCCCAACAUCGUCAAACUUCUAAAUGUCAUCAGAGCUCAAAAUGAUAAAGACAUUUACCUCAUCUUUGAAUAUAUGGAUACCGACCUGCAUGCAGUGAUAAAGAAAGGCACCCUACUGAAGGACAUCCACAAACGUUAUGUGAUGUACCAGCUCUUCAAAGCCAUCAAAUACCUGCAUUCAGGAAAUGUUAUCCAUAGGGACCAAAAGCCGUCCAACGUGCUGCUGGACACCGACUGUGUAGUCAAGCUGUGUGAUUUUGGCUUGGCCAGAUCUCUCAAUCAGAUCCAAGAGGACAGUGGGAAUCCAGCGCUGACGGAGUACGUGGCGACGCGGUGGUACCGAGCUCCUGAGAUCCUGCUGGGAUCCACGAGGUACACUAAAGGUGUGGACAUGUGGAGCCUUGGCUGUAUCCUGGGAGAGAUGCUGCUGGGAAAAGCCCUGUUUCCCGGGACGUCCACCAUCAACCAAAUAGAGAAGAUCAUGAGUGCCAUCCCACACCCCAGCCCAGAAGAUAUUCUCGCAAUCAAGUCUGAAUAUGGGUCAUCUGUCAUUCAGAGGAUGCUACUGAAACCACAGGUGCCUUUAGAGGAUCUUCUCCAGUCGUCUGUGCCUCCAGAUGCUCUUGAACUGUUGAGAGGUUUGCUAGUUUUCAACCCAGACAAGCGCCUGACUGCAGAACAAGCCCUCCAACACCCAUAUGUAGCCAGGUUUCAUAAUCCAGCCAAAGAGCCAGCGCUUAACUAUGAUGUCGUGCUGCCAGUGGAUGAUGAUGUACAGUUAUCUGUGGUUCAGUACCGCAACAAACUUUAUGAGAUGAUCCUGGAGAGAAGGACUAAUCAGGGGGUGUUAAGGCUGAUCCAGACAAAGGAUGGAAGCUGUGGCACUGAGAAGCCCAGUGUGAAGGAUAAAGCAGAGAAGGGCCCAGCAGCAGUCAACGGGGAUGGUGUCCACGAGCGGGAAACACAACAUGAAAAGACGGAAGAGACGAACCACGUGCCUCCACAUACAGGCGUCACUAAACCUGAGCCUGUUAAUGUAUCAACCCCGCCUGCAGUGGAGAAGACGAGUCCAUUAUCAAGCCCCGGCGUGGGAAAACUCACAUAUAACCCCAUCACACAUGCACCUAAUGCUUUUGUUCGGAGUCCUCAUUACUACUCCUCCACUGCAGCCAGCAGGAGACUGGUGGGGCAGACCAGUAAUGGAGGUGCAACAACAUCACCAACAGAGGGCACUAACAACCAACAACAUGAACUUCUUGCAUUCUCUCCUACUCAUGAUCUUUGUGUGACUCACUCCGUCUCCCCUCCCUACCCUCUGCAGUCCAUGGACCAGAUCCUCCAGCGUGGUCGCUCAGCCCCUGUGGCCCAUAACCGCACCUUCUCCUUGACCUUAAACCAAACCCAAAACAACCCGCUGGUUCGCAAGGAUGAGCCGUCCCUGUCCUCUGGGCUAUACGUUACAUCUGCACGCCUUAACCAGCGCUCCAACUCUCAGGUUCGUGACGCUCGGCCACCGACACGAUUCAGCAAGAAAGUGUUUCAGAGUAACUGUAACGUGGCAGCUGCAGGUGACCCUCGAGCCAAACUUGGCAGCUAUUCCCAGGCCUAUGGUACAAUCAACAAGACUGACCUGGACAACCUGCUUCGAAGCCGCCCUUACAACCAGUAACUGCUGUCAUGAUAGCAGUUAAAUAGUGCCAGGUGGCAUAUGUGUUUGAGCACACAAUAAGGUUUGCCUUGCACUAGGAUUUUAAGCAUGUAGCAAACUGAAAGAGGAACUUGUAAAAAAAGACUGUUACACCUCUUGUAUACAAUGUAGAUUUUAUCUAUGGAGACAUGUCUGCGGCUGUCUCUAAGAAUGAUUAUAUUUGUAAAAAAAACCAGCGUGGCGUCAUAUUCCAUUUUAAAAUUGUACCAGCAAUGAAUGAAAAUAUGUAUAUGUGUGUCUUUUCUUGGACAAGUGUAACUGAAAAGCAUUUCCCACAAAGCUGGAUUGCCAACCUGGCAAGCACCAGACCUUCAGUGGCCCUGAAGGCCCCUUUAGGUCAGUAAGUUUGUGGUAAUUUAGUAAUAUUUUUAGGAAAAAAGUGCAUACCUUUGUAGCACAUUAUCAGCUAAAAUGUUGACUUGUAUGACUAGCUAUCCAUACAGAGACCAUGUAUUAACAUCUACAUGCUAAAUAUUCCUAAAUAUAUUUGUUUUAAUAAAUUAUCACAAACAAGGUCGAUAGGGACUCGCUAUGUGUCAAACCAGCCAUGAUUUCUCAUGUUGAUCUAUGUAGCUAAUGACUGAAUCAAUGGUUUAUGUACAUUAAGCCAGUUGCUUCAGAUGGACACAGAAUAACUGUAAAAUAUUGAAAUAGUUGUUUAAAUUGAUUAUGCAACAAGGAAUUAUUUUUCAUGUGACUACAGCAGUGAUACGCCUACAUAUUCUUCUAAUGUGUACAGAAAGAAAAACAUUCUUCAACCCAGCAGCAAUCCACUAUAAAAUGUAAUAAUAAAUGAGGUGGAAAUACUCAAA
This is a messenger RNA of Centropristis striata (black sea bass), 3226 nucleotides long. RefSeq names its product mitogen-activated protein kinase 15 (gene mapk15). Gene Ontology annotation, molecular function: ATP binding; MAP kinase activity. The record is from RefSeq and is a predicted model, not a curated record. The coding region runs from base 489 to 2375 and encodes 628 amino acids. NCBI's taxonomy places the organism in Eukaryota, Metazoa, Chordata, Actinopteri, Perciformes, Serranidae. Gene Ontology annotation, biological process: intracellular signal transduction; protein phosphorylation. The transcript is spliced from 14 exons. Gene Ontology annotation, cellular component: cytoplasm; nucleus.